AUGGAGGAAAAGCAGAGCUGUCCGGGCUCCAGCUUCACCCCAGACCCAGGGGGGGCAGAAACAGCACAACAAGCCCCAUGUGACCCAAACCCAGAGCUGGUUGUCAGCAGACAGCUGAGUGAGCAGAGCCGGUUUGCGUUUGCCGCCCUGUGUGGCGUCUCCUUGGGUCAGUUGUUUACUGGAUCUGAAAACAGUGUGUUCAGGGAGCAGUACCUGCAGGCUCUGGUCCGCUGGCUGGACCUGGAUGAGUCCGUGAUGCCGGUCAUGGGUGCUUUCCUGUCGGGCUUGGGCUUCGAGGGCUCGGACACCUUCCUGUCCAUCCUGCAGGCGGAUCCCCUGCUGGCUGUAGGGGCCACCCCCAUCAUACAGGAUCUGGUGUCCUUUUCUGUCAAAGACGGCCAGUAUGAUGCCAGAGCGAGGGUUCUCAUCCGUCAUGUCAGCUGUCUGCUGCGAGUCUCUCCCGAGCAGCUGGAGGACUUUGAGGAGUCGCUGGGAGAGAGUCUGAGGGAAGGAGGAGAGGAGAGCGAAGAGGAGUCCUCGAGGCGGCUGAGGAGAGAACGAGGGCGGAAGUUACGGCGUUACCUCCUCAUUGGACUGGCUACUGUGGGUGGAGGAACCAUGAUUGGUGUGACAGGUGGGCUGGCUGCUCCGUUGCUGGCAGCUGGAGCCGGUGCUGUGCUGGGGGCUGGAGGUGCUGCUGCUCUGGGCUCAGCUACUGGCAUCGCUAUCAUGGCCUCUCUGUUUGGAGCAGCAGGGGCUGGACUGACCGGCUAUAAGAUGAACAAGUGCAUUGGGGCGAUAGAGGAAUUUGAAUUCCUGCCACUGAGUUCUGGGAAGCAUCUUCACCUGACCAUCGCAGUGACUGGCUGGCUCUGUAGUGGCAAAUACAGUUCGUUCCAGGCCCCCUGGUGCAGUUUGGGCGAGUGCGGUGAACAGUACUGCCUGGUGUGGGAGUCACGUUUUCUCAGGGAUCUGGGAUCAGCGAUGGCCUCUCUGUUGGACGGCUUGGUCAGCAUGGUGGCCCAGGAAGCCCUCAAAUACACAGUGCUGUCAGGUAUUGUGACGGCUCUGACGUGGCCUGCGUCUCUGCUGGCAGCGGCCAGCGUCAUCGACCACCCCUGGUGUGUUUGUCUGAACCGCUCAGCUGAAGUGGGGAAACACCUGGCGCAGGUUCUGAGAAGCAGGCAGCAGGGGAAGCGGCCCGUCAGCCUCAUAGGCUUCAGUCUCGGAGCCCGAGUGAUCUACUACUGUCUCCAGGAGCUGGCCAGUGACCAAGGCAGUGAAGGAGUCGUGGAGGAUGUGAUCCUCCUGGGGGCCCCAGUGGAUGGAUCUGAGAAGGCCUGGCAGAGAAUGACAAGGGUUGUGGCUGGGAAAAUAGUCAACGGAUACUGCAGAGGGGACUGGCUCCUCGGGUUCUUGUACCGAAGCUCAGCUGCACAACUGUCUGUUGCUGGGCUACAACCAAUCAACAUCCAGGAUCGGCGCAUAAUCAAUGUGGAUCUUUCCUCCGUGGUGAAGGGUCACCUGGACUACAUGCGUCAGAUGGAAACCAUCCUGGUCGCAGUAGGAGUUCCCACCAAAGAAGUCCCAGGAGCCUCCUUUGCUCUUCCUCAGUCCGUAGCGGUUACAGAUGGGACAGCGGACAUCGUCGACCAAACAGCUAACGAGCAACACGUGACCAACACACAGAACCCGGCUGAGGAGACGGAGACUGGUACUCAGGAGAGCCGGGAUGUGACAGAGGAGCUGGAGGAGACGGGUGAUGGGUGGGAUAUCCCUGAUAUUUCAGACCUGCUGGGCUCAUCACAUGAUGCAGAAUCAAACGGUCACAUCGCAGUCCCAAACAGUUCAUCACCUACCUCUGAGGACAAUAACGCAGCAGCAUCUGAUUUUAACUGUGACAGCACAGAGGAGGCUAAUGUGGAUGACGAACACGUAUCGUGGAGCUGGGACGACACACACUGGACCACAGAGCACUCACACAAGUAAAGGCGGCCAAACUUGUAAAGAGCAUGUUACAGGACCAGCUGCUUCCUUGUAAACUCUCAUCUUCUCAAGUUUUUUUUUUUUUUGUUGCAGCAUCAGAGCUUUGUUGGAGAAAAUACUCCUUCCAUCCUCAGCACGCCGACAUGCCAGAGACUGCACGAGACUCAAUGCACACGUAUGGCAGCGCCUAGCAACAGGCCCCAGAGCUAGCCGCUUGGUUUAGUUGCUAAAAGGAGAUUUUAGAUUUAUUAAUUCAGUAACUGGAGAAUUUUGUGACCCACUUUGUUUUUACUGUGAAUGUGGUCAGAUUCUAUUUUCUUAACUUGCUAUGAAGUUAAAUAGCUGCAAAUGAUCCAAGUGAAUGAUGCAAACUAGGCGACAACUCUG
Messenger RNA from Stegastes partitus (bicolor damselfish), 2373 nucleotides. RefSeq names its product transmembrane and coiled-coil domains 4 (gene tmco4). The transcript is spliced from 14 exons. Bases 1 to 1989 code for a protein of 662 amino acids. Lineage: Eukaryota; Metazoa; Chordata; Actinopteri; Pomacentridae. The record is from RefSeq and is a predicted model, not a curated record.